Rotaria sordida is the source of this 366-nucleotide messenger RNA. The record is from the annotation of a GenBank genome assembly. NCBI's taxonomy places the organism in Eukaryota, Metazoa, Rotifera, Eurotatoria, Philodinida, Philodinidae.
AUGGAUUCUAGAUUUCCACAAACAAUAACCGCACAAACAACACUAAAUAAUUACGUUACCGAUCUUGUUAUAAGUAAUUUCUCUAACAAACUUUUUAUAUCAGUAACUCAAUUUGGUAAAAUUGGAAGUUUAGUUCUUGUUCGUCGUGACGUUAAUCUAAACGAAGAUUCAUCUCCAGUCUAUUCAAUAAAAUCUCUUCUUGGUAAAGAUCAAGCUGAAUAUCAUAUUCUUGCUCGUCAUCUUUACGAACGAUUACAAUUAAAAAAACAACUUCUUUUUGGUUUUGCUUUACAUUCAUUUGCAAAAAAAGAUCUUGAAUCUAUUGAAGAAUUUAUUUGUUCUAAUAUUAAACAAAUAAAUCAAUGA